UUCUUGAGUUCCUCUGCUCUUCUUCUCUCCUCUCUGUGUCGUUUUCUCCUCAGUGGUCGUUUUCUUCUUAGGUGGUUUUACAGAACUGUUCAUUCAAACUGUCGUUUUGUGACUGGCAUUACUAUUCUAUCAAGAAAGUUCUUCUUCUUGGUUGCUUUACUUUGGAGGGAAAACAAUUCUAGAUUCUAAAUUAAAAAAAAAUAGUCUUUGAUAUUUUUGUUUCUAGUGAAGCUGUGAAAAAUGGAUUCUUUUUGUUAGAGAAAGAACAUUACUAAAAAACCAAUUAUGGGUUUUGGAAAACAUGUUUUGAGAAGAAUGAAGUUUUGGUGUUUUUGUUUGUAUUGAAGCUGUGAAGUUGAUUUUAAUUUUAAUUUUAAUUUUAAUUUUAAGUUUUUUGGUUAGAAAGUGUUGAAGAAAUGAGUGAUGUUAGUGUGAAGGGUUCUUCAUGUUUAGCAAUAACAGAGAAGAAUAAUAAUCAGAAGCAAGAUGGUAGUUGUGUUGGCAUUUUCUUUCAAUUAUUUGAUUGGAAUAAAACACUCACAAAGAAGAGAUUUUUCACCAAGAAACUUCUUCCUCCUGUUAAUGCAAAACAAGAUUCUUUGAAGAGGUUUAAAAGUGAUGAGAAAAUGCCUAAUUCUAAGCUCCAUUUGAUUGCUAAUGGGAACAAUGUCGGUUUCACCAACGCGGAAAAAGGUGAAAAUUGUGUUAUAGAGGUUGAACAACAAAAGCAUGAAAUGAAAGUACCAAGUCUUGUAGCUAGGUUGAUGGGUCUAGAAUCAAUUCCAGCUUCGAAGAGAGAUAAGUCGGAGAAAUCUUCCUUUUCUGAUAGUGAUGAUGGGGAGGAGUCUUUCGAAAUCGGGGAUGCAAAUGCAAGGCAUGAUUCAAGGCCUCAGAAGCUUCGGAAAACAGAGGCAAACGAGAGAAGGGCAGUGACUAGGUUUGGUACAGAGGCAUUGCAAAUCAAGAGUGUUUUGUCGCAAGUGAGAAAGUAUAAUCCUCAUCAUCACCAUCAUACGAAUAAACUUGUUUCACCUUUGAAGAGUCCGAGAAUUUCUUCUGGAAAGAGCGGGUCUCGAAGCUCAAGGUUGAUAGAAGCAGCUACUAAGAUCUUGGAACCUGGCUUGCAGCCUACAAGCAGAUCCAAAUCUUCUCUUAAAUCUUCCAUUUCUACGUUUCCUCCCAAUAACGGCAUUGCCAUCGAAAGGGUUGGAGCUCGGCUACAAGAUAUACACAAACAAUCAUGUUAUCAUGCCGGCAUAGACAAGUCAAUGGUGGAGCAUACUUGCAAAACUUGUGGCAAUUUGCUUGAUGUUGAGAUUAGCAGACCUGUUGAUUCAGAUGUUUUCACUGAUUUCUCUUCGGCGUUGACACAAAAUGGAAGAUUAUUCAGUCCUUCUCAUGAAAAUGAUGUAGUUCUUCUGAGAAGUCAAGAGAAGAUCAUAACUCUUGUUGAUGAAGAUGUUAAAAAGAAUGCUUAUUCUUGUAAUGAAUCCACUACCAUAAGAAUACCUGUGCCGGAAAAAUGGAAUUUGUCACGCCAAUUGCACGGAGGCUUAGAGGACGAUGGCACAUCUUCUUUCGCCUUCAGACACAAAACUCAAACGCAGGAACGAGUAUUAAGCGGUGAUAAGAUGUUAUUUGAAUUUGGAUCUAGAACAAGUAAUAUGCAAGAGAAGAGAGUUUCAACUGCUGCAACUGCAAGCACUGCGAAUGGAAAUAAAGAUUCUGUUGGUUUGAAUCGAAGUCUAAGUGGUCGGAAUCGGACAAGGUCUCCUACCAAGUUGGGUAGCUGUGAUCAUGAGAGGAAAAGAAGGACAUUGAAUGUCUCAAAAGUUGAUAAUACAGCUUCUGUCAAUUCGGUUACAUCGAAACAAAGAAAUGUUAGUUUUGAUGCACAGAGGGGGAAAAGGAGAAGUUUUGAUGCUUUCUCUCCAAACAAUUCUAAUGACAAAAGUAAACGAGAGAGUUAUCAAAAAACUGAUAAGAUCAAUAGGGUAGUUUCAUCUACCUUAAGUUUACCUCUUAAAAAAAAGGAAGAAACAAGAAGUGAUUAUCAGAUUAAGACUUGUUUCCAAAGACAUCAUCCACCCUUGAGAGAAGAUGUUAUAGGUGCUUUUCUAGAACAGAAGUUGAAAGAAUUAAGGUCUAGAGAAAAUAAGGAGUUGGUUAAUGGUGAUCGACCUAAAAGAUCUUCUGCUUUGAUUCUUCAAGAAUUGAUAUCUGUUCUGAAUGUGGAGCGUCUAAUAUGCACCGAUGAUCAUCGUAUGUUCAAUGACAAAGAUCACAUGUAUGAAACAAAACAUGUUCGAUUAUUUGGAACGUCUUGCAAUGGUAAUCAUCUCAGUCCUGGAUCAGUCCUAGAAGCAUCCUUUUCUUCCAGUAGUCUCGAAGAAAACUCAGGGCAUUGUUUUCAUCCCGACUCUAUAAAUUGUUCGUAUGAUCAACCAGAACGGUUGGAACAGGAAGCCGGACUUUUAAAUUCUGAAACAUCAUUUAACAUUGGGAAGAUAGGUUAUAAGAUACUGACCGAACUCGUUAACCGAAUUCAUAGUAUUUUGCAUAGUUUAGAUUCUUUUUGGACAAGAUUAACAAAAAGCAAGCUCAAUCAUAUGAAAGACGUUAUCUUCAAUGCUGAAUUGAUUCUUGGAAAUGUGACUCGGCACAGUGAGGUUGAAGUGCUGCCACAGCUUCUCAUUUCUUGCAUUCUUGAUGAACUAGACAACAUUGCAACCAAUACUAUGCUGAGAAAUUUCAACCAAAGCGAAAUAAAGGGAUUUCUAUUUGAUUGUGUAAUCGAGUAUCUAGAAUCAAAUUGCUUCCAACAUUAUUAUAGCGUGUUUAAGUCAUGGUGUGCAUGGACGAAGGUUCCUUUAUGCAUAAAAUCCGAGGUUGUGGUUCAAGGGGUUAAGAGUGAGAUUAAGAAGUGGGAAUUUUUAGCAGGAAUGGAACCAGAUCAAAUAAUAGAAUGGGAGAUGAGUCACUCAUUGGGGAAAUGGACAGGUUUUAACAUUGAAGCUUUUGAGUUUGGUGUUGAUAUUGGUGAGGAUGUGCUUCAAAUUUUGCUUGAUGAAAUUGUUGAAGACCAUGUAAAUUUCAGGAAAGUUACUGUUUGAAGUUGCUAAGACCAUGCUAUUAAAACUCCUCUAAGGUGUUCAUUGGAAUUUAAUCAUUUAUCACCAGUAAUUUGUCUGGUCUUUUUUUGUUCUGAUAAAGAUUCAUGUUACACAUUGUUUUUACAAAUAGAUUGAUGAUGGUAUUUCUAAUAGAGGGCUCUUGUGAUCUUUUAAUUUGGCCAAAAUUCAGAUCAAUAUAGGGGUUUUAAACAAAGGUCUACAAUCGCGAUUUAGACAGUCAUAUCAAAUUUUAUAUGCCAAACAAAGUAAUUCAUCUUACUAGUUU
This is a messenger RNA of Trifolium pratense (red clover), 3399 nucleotides long. RefSeq lists its product as uncharacterized. Lineage: Eukaryota; Viridiplantae; Streptophyta; Magnoliopsida; Fabales; Fabaceae. The record is from RefSeq and is a predicted model, not a curated record. The transcript is spliced from 5 exons. The coding region runs from base 417 to 3113 and encodes 898 amino acids.